Messenger RNA from Oncorhynchus keta (chum salmon), 1252 nucleotides. RefSeq lists its product as uncharacterized. Gene Ontology annotation, cellular component: axon; plasma membrane. Gene Ontology annotation, biological process: homophilic cell-cell adhesion; dendrite self-avoidance; axon guidance. Gene Ontology annotation, molecular function: cell-cell adhesion mediator activity. The coding region runs from base 84 to 1130 and encodes 348 amino acids. NCBI's taxonomy places the organism in Eukaryota, Metazoa, Chordata, Actinopteri, Salmoniformes, Salmonidae. The record is from RefSeq and is a predicted model, not a curated record. The transcript has 9 exons.
AACAAGGAACAGAGGAAAAGGGAAGGAGGGGUAACUAUCACGUAUACAGAUGAAGUCUGCAGUGUUACGAGUUUUGGUGAAAGAUGUGGAGCUAUUUCAAGCCUUUGUUGUUUUUUCUAACGAUUCCCCUCACCUCUAGUGCAACAGGUACAGUGAGAAGAGUCUCAGUGCCUGAGGAGCAUCGCCUGUACCUGGCCUGCAGUGGCACUGUUGACUUACAGUGGCGACACCAGGUCAACAGGAUCAUAGUCACCAAACAAGGCCAGUCGGUUACUUACACGAACCAACAGAAAUAUGACCUCCAGCCUGAUGGAUCUCUGGUUAUUAAAGAGCUGGAGCCAUCCGACUCUGGGGACUACCACUGCAACGACCUGCUAGUGGCAGACGUGGAGGUACUGAAAGGCAAAAACUUUGCGGUUUCUGCUGGACGAACCCUAUUGCUUCCCUGUAUAGUAUCUAGCAAAGGCAAGCGGAGGUGGUUCUUCAGGAAAGAUAGUCAUGCGAAACGAGAACCCAUCUUGACUCUGUUCAAGAAUGGGACCAUGAAAAAGGAGCGAAAGGAACCCCAGAAAAGGUUUUCCUGUGAUGAAGAUGGUUCCCUGCAGAUUCUCAAUCUGCAACCAGAGGACUCUGGAGAGUACCUGUGUAAUGGAGAAAAGGCAGCCAAAGUAACGGUGUUGACAGAUCAUUUCAACAUCCAGAGUACCACUGCUCUUAUGCAAACAGAUGUUGUUGGGAGAGAGAACAGGGAGACACGCCCUAUAAAAGUUGUGACGAUAAUAGCUGUCAUUGGACUAUGCCUCAUGGUGCUUCUGGCUGGUCUGCUGUGCAAUUUGCUGAAAGGAAGACUGAGAGAAAGAAGAAAGAAAUGCAGUACAGUGACAGGACACAAGCAGGAAGGAACUGAACUCCAGACUAGGUGCUUGUCAAAUCUAGGGUCUGAUAUCACACAAAGUGAUGGAGAAGAAAGCUCUUCUCAUGUGGAAGACACUGAGGUUCAGUAUGCAUCUCUGGGUCGGGAGAACUGGAGGGAAAGAUUGAAGGUACAGGGAGACCAGCAUCACGUCAUCUAUUCCACUGUGGUCACUGCUAGACCAGCAUUCCAGGGUUUGGAGAGAAUAACACAUUGAUUUGACUGAUUGACUCCUUCACAAAACACUUUGUUUUUUACCUCUUUGUAUUACAGUACGAGUACAUUUUGCAAAGGUUGCUCUUUAAUCCUAUAAUAAAUGUAUUUGAGUCUUUCAAGAUA